AGAAGGCCAAUAGCAAUCCAGCCACCUGAGUAGGCCCAAAGCUGGCAUCUGCCCAUGUGUCCCUUCCGGAUAGACUAUUCACCACCAUGAAGGAUCUUCUUCAGUAUGUCGCCUGUUUCUUUGCCUUUUUCUCCACUGGAUUUUUGAUUGUGGCCACCUGGACAGACUGUUGGAUGGUGAAUGCUGAUGACUCUCUGGAGUCUGACUGCUGUAACCAUGUGCCCUAUCAUCCAGUGAAGCUGGUGGUCACUCGAGCAUUGAUGAUUACUGCAGACAUCCUAGCUGGAUUUGGAUUUGUCACCCUGCUCCUUGGUCUUGACUGUGUGAAAUUCCUCCCUGAUGAGCCAUAUGUUAAAAUUCGCAUCUGCUUUGUUGCUGGAACAACAUUACUAAUAGCAGGUGCUCCAGGAAUCAUUGGCUCUGUGUGGUAUGCUGUUGAUGUUUAUGUGGAACGUUCUUCUCUGAUUUUGCACAAUAUAUUCCUUGGUAUCCAAUAUAAAUUUGGUUGGUCCUGUUGGCUUGGAAUGGCUGGGUCUCUGGGCUGCUUUUUAGCUGGAGCUGUACUCACCUGCUGCCUAUACCUCUUUAAAGAUGUUGGGCCUGAGAGAAACUAUCCUUAUUCCAUGAGGAAACCCUAUUCAACGACAGGUGUUUCCUUGGCCAAGUCUUAUGGGGCCCCUCGGACAGAGACUGCCAAAAUGUAUGCUGUGGACACAAGAGUGUAAAGUGUCACAUUAUCAGUCUGUUUGUGUUAUUUAAUUAAUUAAUCAAUACAUUCAAAUUAAUAAAAUAGAGGCUCAAUCCUGGGACAGUUAUUUACACUUCAUAUUCAACUAAAUUAAUGGCUAGCUUAAUC
Molecule: messenger RNA, 856 nt
Organism: Ictidomys tridecemlineatus (thirteen-lined ground squirrel)
Lineage: Eukaryota; Metazoa; Chordata; Mammalia; Rodentia; Sciuridae
Source: RefSeq, a predicted model, not a curated record